AUGGGGCGGUCAAUUAAGCUACCGCUCAUGAUCUUUGCGUGGGUCAUGGGAAGACUUGGAUACAUUGGUAUGCAACAACCGUAUCAUUUCUGGAGGCAGACAGAUGGGUUCUCAGUGAUGCGAAUCCGGAGCUCAGACCACUUAUUGCCAUCGGAACACGAUAUGGAAACAAGAGUCAAGCGAUUGUUUUCAGUACAGGAUUUCGAGAUAGUAUGGCCUCCGGGGUGGUUGCCAUAUUCUCAGGCCUGUCCUGUCUGCUAUGAGACUCUCUGGGACAAUGGGUUCAGUACCUGCUUUUCGCCUAAGGGUCGAUGCUUUCUCUAUAGAACAGCAUCGAUCCGACUAAAAGAAACUAUCUACGUAUGGGACCUGAACAGUGAGGAUGGACUGCUGGCAUCAAGCAUGUUCUUCUCCGCCAAAAGGUCCGACAAACGAAUGGGGCUAAAGCGGAGUAACAUCCUUAAUUUCUGGCAACCUGUUGCGAUCUACGGGGCUAUCAAGAUCCUCACCAUUGACAAUCCAUAUCAUCUAUAUGCGGCAGGAAAGAACACAAACCAGUUCAGUCGGUAA
Aspergillus ibericus CBS 121593 is the source of this 570-nucleotide messenger RNA. RefSeq lists its product as uncharacterized. The record is from RefSeq and is a predicted model, not a curated record. The transcript is spliced from 8 exons. Bases 1 to 570 code for a protein of 189 amino acids. Lineage: Eukaryota; Fungi; Ascomycota; Eurotiomycetes; Eurotiales; Aspergillaceae.